GAUUAUGAGGAUGAAGGGGAUGAAAGGGAUGAAGGGGAUGAAGAGGACGAAAAGAAUGAAGAGGAUGAAGAGGAUGAAGAGAAUGUAAAGGAUGAGGAAGAGGAUGGAUAUGAAGAAGAAGAGGAUAAAUAUGAUGAAGAAUUUAACGGUUACUAUGAACAAGGAACAAAUUACGUUAACGUAUGGGAAUAA
Funneliformis mosseae is the source of this 192-nucleotide messenger RNA. Lineage: Eukaryota; Fungi; Glomeromycota; Glomeromycetes; Glomerales; Glomeraceae. The record is from the annotation of a GenBank genome assembly.